AUGUCCGAUACUACUGGAAAGGUCAUCAAGUGUAAGGCUGCCGUCUGCUGGGGCGCAGGGGAGCCGCUCAAGAUCGAAGAGGUUGAAGUUGCACCGCCGAAAGCGCAUGAGGUUCGCAUCAAGAUCCUCUACACCGGUAUCUGUCACACGGACGAGUACACUCGCAGUGGCGCGGAUCCAGAGGGCGCUUUCCCCAUCAUCCUGGGACAUGAAGGCGGCGGAAUUGUAGAGUCCGUGGGCGAGGGCGUCGACAGUGUUAAGCCUGGUGAUCAUGUCAUCCCUCUGUACACUGCGGAGUGCAAGAAGUGCAAGUUCUGCACUAGUGGCAAGACAAAUUUGUGCAGCUCGGUCCGCGCCACUCAAGGACAAGGUCUUAUGCCCGACAAGUCCUCCCGCUUCUCUAUCAAUGGGCAGCCUAUCCUCCAUUUCAUGGGCACUUCUACCUUCUCCCAAUACACUGUAGUCGCCGAUGUUUCCGUUGUCGCCGUUAACCCCACAGCGGACCUUAGCAAGGUCUGCCUUCUUGGGUGUGGCAUUACGACUGGAUGGGGGGCGGUCACGAAGCAACCCGGCAUCAAGGACUCCAAUGCAGCUGUUUUCGGUGUCGGCUGUGUCGGGCUUUCGUGCAUCAACGCCUUCGCCGAGACAGGAGCCAAGCGGAUUAUCGCAGUUGAUACGAACCCCGCGAAGGAGGCAUGGGCAAAGAAAUUCGGAGCGACCGAGUUCGUCAAUCCCAAGCAAUUACCCGAGGGCAAGCGCAUCCAAGAUCACCUCGUCGAGAUCACCGAUGGCGGGCUCGACUUCACCAUUGAUGCGACUGGCAACGUUGACGUCAUGCGCGCGGCCCUCGAGGCGUGCCACAAAGGUUGGGGAGUGUCGACUAUCAUCGGUGUUGCGGCUGCUGGCAAGGAAAUCUCGACACGUCCGUUCCAGCUCGUCACCGGUCGCGUUUGGCGGGGAAGCGCUUUCGGCGGUGUAAAAGGCCGCACUGAACUGCCCGGCAUGGUCGAGGAUUAUCUUAAGGGAACUGUCAAGAUCGAUGAGUACAUCACGCACAGCUUCAAGUUCGAGGACAUCAUGCAGGGUUUCGACGCCAUGCACGGGGGUGACUGUAUCAGGGCUAUUGUCGACAUGUCGUGA
This is a messenger RNA of Peniophora sp. CBMAI 1063, 1140 nucleotides long. NCBI's taxonomy places the organism in Eukaryota, Fungi, Basidiomycota, Agaricomycetes, Russulales, Peniophoraceae. The record is from the annotation of a GenBank genome assembly.